AUGCCUCGAUUCACCAGCCCAUUUGACGAAAGUCACCUUUUCUACCGCGACUACAAGCCAGCAGGCUUCCCUGCUCCCUUCAGACCAGACGAAGCGCACCUCAAGAACGAAAAACAAAAGCCCACCCUCGUCUUCCUCCAUGGCUGGCCAAUGUCCUCCAUCAUGUUCGAAAAGCUGACUCUCCCGCUCUGCGAAACUUACCGAUUCCGCUGCAUCGCGCCCGAUAGACGAGGAUUCGGUAACAGCGACUGGAUGGGCUCUAAACCCGUCGACAAACCAAUUGACUACGACGUGUUUGCCGCUGACCUAACUCACCUGCUGGAAACUCUCGAUGUCGGUCCAUUUGUUUUCAUCGGCGCUAGCAUGGGUCCCGGGGAGGCCGUACAUACAUAUAUGAACAGUGAAUACGUUCGCAAGAACUGCAGGGGAAUCAUUGGCAUUGGAGCUGCGCUGCCGUUCCCUCUCCAAACACCUGAGAAUCCAACAGCUACCUCCCGAGAGGCAUGGGAUGAUAUCCUGCAUAACCUCCGCUACAACCGUCCAGCAUACACCAAGGCAGCUUUACCUGCCAUACUAGGUCGGGAUGCAGGCUGCCAGGUUAGCGAUGAGUUGAUACAGCGGUACACCGAGCUUGUUCUCAGAGCAGAUGCGCAGGCUGUGGAGCGAUGUGUGCAGCUUAUUUCGUCAACGGAUUUCACUGAGAAGCUGAAGAAGCUGGAGAGCGAGACUGAUCUCCCCAUUACUUGUCUGCAUGGCGACAAGGAUGCUCCUGAGUCUCAGGUUGUCGUUCUAAAGAAGAUUGUCCCCAGGACGGUGGUGAAGAUGUAUGAGAAUGCUGCUCAUGGUCUGACUGAUACUCAUGACGAGCGCGUUAUCGCCGAUAUCCUGGAGUUUGUUGACGCCCUCAAGGUGUAG
Molecule: messenger RNA, 915 nt
Organism: Nannizzia gypsea CBS 118893
Lineage: Eukaryota; Fungi; Ascomycota; Eurotiomycetes; Onygenales; Arthrodermataceae
Product: non-heme chloroperoxidase
Exons: 3
Coding region: 1-915 (304 amino acids)
Molecular function (GO): catalytic activity
Source: RefSeq, a predicted model, not a curated record